Messenger RNA from Fusarium pseudograminearum CS3096, 1395 nucleotides. RefSeq lists its product as uncharacterized. The coding region runs from base 1 to 1395 and encodes 464 amino acids. The record is from RefSeq and is a predicted model, not a curated record. Lineage: Eukaryota; Fungi; Ascomycota; Sordariomycetes; Hypocreales; Nectriaceae. The transcript has 6 exons.
AUGCUCCCAUUUAAAGCAAUCGUUGCGCUGCUGUCAGUUGGCGCCGUCAGCACGUUGCCUGCUAGCCAUGCUUUUGACAAAAGAGCAACGGCCUGUAAAAGUGGCGACAAAAACUUCAAAGCCCUGAGAAAUCACAAGGUGGAUGGGUCUGCCUUCUGUUCAGCAUAUCUUCAAAUUACCAGGACAUCCACAAUCACACCUGUUGCUAGCACUGCCGCGACAAAAUGGGUGACAAAGUCUGCUAGGAUGGUUGUCAUUCAAAGGGUUCACUUCAUUGUUAAACAUAUCUCCAGAUUGAAAGUAAUGAGGACCGCGGUCAUGACGCUCACAAAGACGAAAACUGCCAGCGUCACCAGCUUCAGAACCAAAACCGUGACAGGCGCCCAGACAGACAAGAUAAUGAAAAUAGAUACGUAUCAAGUGACCAAGACGGAUACAGAUCAAUUCACGAAACGGGUCACUCGGCAUUUCACUACCACUGUCACAGCUAUUGUCUAUACGACAUCUACCAAGGACAUCACAAGCACUAGCACUCUCCAGCUCACAGAAGAAGCUCCAACUACGAUUACUGUUACUAGCACGGAAAAGCUCACCAACAACUUCUUAGCGUACAACUGUGGCGUCAAAAACCCUAUAACCGCUAGAUAUGGUUUUGCUAGAAACUUUGCCUUACACAACUUCGAUUCAUGCAAGAGAUUUUGUUCAGGGGUCAAUGCUCUGAGCUUUGCUUAUAGCACUAACCAGUGCUUGUGCUUUAGUGUCCUGUCUAACAACGACUAUCAGAUUACCCACGUUUCGAACUUUGCUGACUAUACCCUUGAGCCUCUGAAACGAGCCGUAAAGGUUAACAAAAGAGUCCCUGCAUACUUGCCACUCAAGGAUGAUAAGGAUGUAAGCAGGGCCUGUUCAUGCCAUAUCACCAACAAACCAGCUGCUCCAGUUACUUCAACAAUCAUAGCCCCCAAUGCGAAGGCAGUUACAGUGACGAGUCAUACAAAGGUCUAUGACAAGAUAAAGAAACGAGUCACCGUCACCUUUCACAGGAAGAUCUAUUUGACCAACUUCAAGACGACAACAAAGACAGAUUAUAUAACCAUGACCGUUACCAACCGCCGGGAUGCUAUGGUCACGCACCCUGUCAUUGUCACUGUCACUCACGUCAAGACGGUAACUAUUACAAACGUCAACAGCGUCCAGGUUACGAACUAUAAUACUGUCUAUACCACCAAAUUCGAUACGGCCUCGGAGACCGAUACAGAAACUGAAAUUGUCACUGACGUGGAGUAUUUCACCGUCACCGAGUAUGAAACAAUACCUGUUACUGUAACUAAGGCUGAAGUGAUAGUACCGUCGCCAGUGACUGUCUUUAUGGCGACGACAACCAAUUAUGGAUAA